Rattus norvegicus (Norway rat) is the source of this 5752-nucleotide messenger RNA. Lineage: Eukaryota; Metazoa; Chordata; Mammalia; Rodentia; Muridae. The record is from RefSeq and is a predicted model, not a curated record.
AGCAGCCGCUUUGUGUGCCAGGUGGGGGGGACGCCUGCAGCUGCCCGGCCCCCGGAACGCGGCAACUCCGGGACCCCGCUCGCGGGCCUGCUUCUUCAUCCCACGCCCCCUCCAUCUCCGGAGCUCCCCUCCCCCUACUGGCCGUUAAACGUUCAGGGGUUCCCCUCCCCCUCAACCCCUGACUUAGGGUUCUCUCUUUCUACUCCUAGGGAGAGAAAACAUGAGAAGAAAGUUUUUCCUCUGCUCCCCCCAACCUCUCUCUGCUUGAAGGGAAAGACUAGAUAGGAGACUUCCUUUUUUAGAUGCCAAGGGUGGGAGAGUGGUGCCCUCUCUUCUCCGGGGUGUGGGGGCAGGCGCAUACAGAGUUUCAGGGCUUUGCAGGGGAAGAGCCCACUUUUGUAGAGCCAAUGCCGAGAGGCAUUUUGCACGUGGAGAGUCGGAAGAGACACUAGAAGUCACCCAAAGCAGCCGCCCCUGUCCAGCUUCUGACGAGUGGGUCUGUAAGCCUCCACUCAGAGAUGUGAUGAUCACUGCGAUUAAAAAACAGAACAUUCUUCACAAUCCAAAAGAAAAAGCAGACUGGUUCGGGAUGUUUGACGGCUAUGAUAGCUGCAGUGAGGACACAAGUAGCAGCUCGAGCUCUGAAGAGAGUGAAGAAGAAGCCGCUCCUUUACCUGCCAACCUACCAAUUAUCAAAAACAAUGGGCAAGUCUACACAUACCCCGAUGGCAAAUCUGGCAUGGCUACCUGUGAGAUGUGUGGGAUGGUCGGCGUACGAGAUGCUUUUUAUUCUAAAACAAAACGUUUCUGCAGUGUUUCUUGUUCAAGAAGUUAUUCAUCAAACUCUAAGAAGGCAAGCAUUCUGGCCAGACUUCAGGUAACGGGUAAGCCUCCAACAAAGAAAGCAAAAGUCCUUCAAAAACAACCUUUAGUUGCUAAAUUAGCUGCCUAUGCUCAGUAUCAAGCUACCUUGCAAAAUCAAGCAAAGACAAAAGCAGGUAAUUCUGCAAUCUCCGUGGAAGGCUUCAGCUGGGGUAACUACAUCAACAGCAAUAGCUUCAUAGCGGCUCCAGUUGCCUGUUUUAAGCAUGCACCUAUGGGGACCUGCUGGGGUGAUAUAUCAGAAAAUGUAAGGAUAGAAGUUCCCAAUACAGACUGCAGUCUACCUACCAAAGUCUUCUGGAUUGCUGGAAUUAUAAAAUUAGCAGGUUAUAAUGCCCUUUUGAGAUAUGAAGGAUUUGAAAAUGAUUCUUCUCUGGACUUCUGGUGCAAUAUAUGUGGGUCUGAUAUUCAUCCAGUUGGUUGGUGUGCAGCCAGUGGAAAACCUCUCGUUCCUCCUAGAACUGUCCAGCAUAAAUAUACAAACUGGAAAGCUUUUCUAGUGAAAAGACUGACUGGCGCCAAAACACUUCCUCCUGAUUUCCCACAAAAGGUUUCAGAGAGUAUGCAAUAUCCUUUCAAACCUUGCAUGAGAGUAGAAGUAGUUGACAAGAGGCAUUUAUGUCGAACAAGAGUGGCAGUGGUGGAAAGUGUGAUUGGAGGAAGAUUAAGACUGGUGUAUGAAGAGAGUGAAGACAGAACGGACGACUUCUGGUGCCACAUGCACAGCCCCUUAAUCCACCAUAUCGGGUGGUCGCGAAGCAUAGGCCAUCGGUUCAAGAGAUCUGAUAUUACAAAGAAACAGGACGGACAUUUCGAUACACCGCCACACUUAUUUGCUAAGGUAAAAGAAGUAGACCAGAGUGGAGAAUGGUUCAAAGAAGGAAUGAAAUUGGAAGCUAUAGACCCAUUAAAUCUUUCUACAAUAUGUGUUGCAACCAUUAGAAAGGUGCUGGCUGAUGGAUUCCUGAUGAUUGGGAUCGAUGGCUCAGAAGCAGCAGACGGAUCAGACUGGUUCUGUUAUCAUGCAACCUCUCCUUCUAUUUUCCCUGUGGGUUUCUGUGAAAUUAACAUGAUAGAACUGACUCCACCCAGAGGUUACACAAAACUUCCUUUUAAAUGGUUUGACUACCUCAGGGAAACCGGCUCCAUUGCAGCGCCAGUAAAACUGUUUAAUAAGGAUGUUCCAAAUCACGGAUUCCGCGUGGGAAUGAAAUUAGAAGCUGUAGAUCUCAUGGAACCACGUUUAAUAUGUGUGGCCACAGUUACACGAAUUAUUCAUCGUCUCUUGAGGAUACAUUUUGAUGGAUGGGAAGAAGAAUAUGACCAGUGGGUAGACUGUGAGUCCCCUGACCUCUAUCCUGUAGGGUGGUGCCAGUUAACUGGAUAUCAACUACAGCCUCCAGCAUCACAGUCAUCAAGAGAAAGCCAGUCAGCUUCUUCAAAACAGAAGAAAAAGGCUAAGUCCCAGCAGUACAAAGGACAUAAGAAAAAGAGGAAGAUGCCAGUUGGGAAGAAGCCUGUCAGUUUGUCGAGCCUGCCCAUGACAGGCGGGGUGCGGAGGAGCUUCUCUGGGGACGAAGAGUUGACUCCUCCUCCAUAUCGAACCCUGCCAGCACAGACAGCCCUGGAGGCCUUCCCACCUCCCAGCACUAGCCGAGAGUUCAGGCCCAGCCUCAACACAGUGACCGCGUCACAGCUGAAGGAGGAGCUGCUAGAUGGAGAGGAGUAUAGCUUCCUUCACGGAGCAUCUGACCAAGAGAGCAAUGGCUCUGCCACCGUCUACAUCAAACAGGAGCCAUAGGCGACUCAGCAGCUGUGGGUGGAAGGGGCUGUUUACAGGACUGAUCUGUAGUCGGCCCGCCGCAGAGCAGGCCAUUCUACUGGGACAUUUUGCUAAAUACAGAAAAGUUCAGUUCCAGAUUUUUCAGGUGGGGGGGAAACUAUUUUGGUGGGGGGACAAUUUUUCAAUUUAUAAAGACGGACAAUUUUUGUGUUGUAUUUGAAGCUUUUGAAAGAAUUUUGUAAUAUUUUCCAAGUUUGGAUUUAUGUGCAUUGUUAACAAGAACUGAAAUUAUAACUUUUUUGGUAAGAUAAAAGUUUAGGUAGCAGGAUUGAAGGAAAUGAUUAAGAAGGAUAUAGUUGUAAAUGCAAAUGAACUGUCAUUACAAAUGAACCUUCUUGGUACCUGUUGGGAGAUUUUUGGAUUUUAGAGUUAGGCCAGUCACAUCUCCAGCUUCCUUUGCUGCGAAAAUAUGCAACUGAACCCCUCACAGAGGGCUCAUCACCAUGUAGAUCACGGAAGGGGUCAUUAAUUGUGCUCGCUGACAUUUUAUUGCAGCCCGUUUAACUGUUUGUACAGAAAUUUUUUCAUUCUGGUAAAAAUUUAUUUGGAGUUGUAUAUGAAACUAGGAGAACUCUGGAUACUUUUUUAUGCUCUCCUUCACAUAAAAAUGAUUAAAAUUUUCUAACACUAAAGUGUUAAACUGGAAUGGUUGACAAAAUACACAGGAUCUCAGUCUACAUAAAGGGUUGGGGGAAAUUAAUAUUUUCCUAAGUUUAUUCUGUUUUCCUUGCUAGAAAACAUCCCACUGAAGGGAUGUUCUUACCAGACCUCUGCCACGUCCUCCAUUUGUGAGAGCAGCCACCCCUAAAGCAGACACCGUUCUGAACUCACGAAAGACUCAGACGGGAAUGUCGGCAGCCAUUCCAGCUCCACUCUUAACUGUCCUGAAUUUGUUAGAAACUGAUCUGAAAGAAAAUUUGUCUUAAAAUUCCAUAUACACGCACACACGCACGCACGCACACACACACAACGAAUUGUCUUUAAUUAUAGUCAGAAUUUUUUCUAACAAUAACUGAUUUGGACCAUUUUAAACAUUCCCUGUUCUAAAGUUCAUGCGGCUUCCUUUAAGAAGUAGGACAAAAGGGUAAAUUUGUGACAGGUUUGCUCUCUGCGCUUCCUAACCUACAGAAUUGUGACUGAAUCAGAGAGCUCUAGCAUUUACCAGUGAGGUUCAUAAACUAAACUCUCAGGAAUUCAUUGCAUCUGUUCUAGAAGUGCUUCUGGGUCUGAGCCUGGCCUCUUCAGAGUGGUAAUACUGCCCAUUUCCUCUGGAAAAUAGGCAGGGCUAAUGAGAAAUUAAUCAAAAUGAUUAACCUCUUUCGCCCGUUAGCCUAUGGAAUGCUUUAAAAAAAAAAAAAAAAGAAAAGAAAAAAAUGGUAAUGGAAACCCCAGGAGACAUUUUAGGUAAGAUUUUUGUUUGACUUUUAAAUGCAUAGAACAUUAAAAACCAGCAAUUUAUUUUCUAAAAUAUUGCUCUACUUUUGGGAAUAAUAGCAUUGGUAAUAUGCACAGGUUUACCUCAUUCUAUGCAAGAGGGGUUAAUAACAUAAGGUUUUGUAGUAGCUACUGGAAGUAAAAUGUGUUACUUUUUAGUGUAAAAAUGUAUGGAAUCGCAUGUCACCAUUUUUUAAUACUGACUCUGGGGGCUAAAUGCAGAUCAUCACAUCAAUGCAAGUUGAUUCUUGUGUCAAAUAUAUGUGAAUUCAGCUGUAAAAUUACUGGAUAUUUAUCUUAAACAACAGUGCUGAGAGGGACCUACUGUAAAUGUGACAUCCUCACACUUCCCCAAUCUUUGACUUUGAAGGAUCUUCCCAGAAGCUUAAAGCCUAGACGAGGUCCAAAGCAAAGGUCAUAGCAGUCUUUAUUCUCAGGCUCAGCGGAUUACGCCCAGGACUGUGCUUCCGAGGCACCAGUGCAAGAAGCCUGUAGUAUGUAUGGGGUGCUCUCAUGCCUUGCUGUAGGAGCUCUCCAGGGAACUAACUCACUCGACGCCAGGAAGGAUGUGAUUGAAGCCAGCCAGUCCUGGUAAUUAGUUCUGUGAAAUGCUCAUUUGUAGCCAGGUUUUACAAGCUUCCAAUUCUACACCAAAACCAGGCUUGGCAUGUUUAGAAUUCCCCGCCUACAUUCAUAAAGUGUCUAUGUUCACUAAUAGAUCGGUAAGGACUUGCUAGAGUCCAAACAGAAUCCGAAGCCCUCUUCUUCGUUAAGACCCUCACUCCUGCUGCUAACACAGAGCGUUAACCAGAGGAGGCGUCCAUCGUAGCCAUACUUCCUGUCGUCCUACAACUCAGUAGCCCGUUCUCUUUCACAGUUGAACAUGUGCUGCUGACCUUGGGUUUGUUUGUGUUUUCCUGUUAGAAGCCUGGGAACUCUGAGUAGUCUAACCUUUUUAACCUUUUUCCUUGCUGUGUAUGAGGAAAGCUAAGCCGUUAUCAGCUUCUUAUUCUGCGGAUACUAACACGGGUUUUCAGUGUUUGUUUGUUUUUAUUAUUAAUUAAUUUUGUGUGAUGUGAAUACCCUCGCCCGUCAAUAUUUGUAUUAUGGUGCUAUAUAUUUGGUAAUGAUCCUUUAAUAUUGGGGAGGGAUUUUAAAAAUACUGUGAUUAAACUGGGUAUCUUCCUUUGAUUUUCAUAUUUUAAAUAAAGCCACAGUCAUUUAUACAAAAACAAACAAAAAAAGCAUCUGUCCCUGGGCAAACCUUUCAAGGACAGAGGCCAAAGUAAAGUACAUAAGGUUUUUACAUUGUUUCUGUGUUCGUUUGAUAUAUAGAACAAUAUCUGGACAAAUUUAAUCUUUUAUUUUCUGGUAACUUGUGAUCAUUGAGGAAGUGUUUGAAGCUUUCUCAUGGAAUGUAUAUAAUGUCGUGAAAAAUUCAGAGAAAUUUAUGUUCCUUUCAUUUUUACCAAAAUGCAAAUUUUCAGCAUGGAUGUGAAAAGCAUUAAAAUUAUAACUUUGUGUACAAGAUGAAAAUAAUUCACUAAAUUUGCCCUUUUUUUACACAAAAUAAAAUGUUAAAGUUAAGCUUUA